Molecule: messenger RNA, 1410 nt
Organism: Acanthamoeba castellanii str. Neff
Lineage: Eukaryota; Discosea; Longamoebia; Acanthamoebidae
Exons: 4
Coding region: 1-1410 (469 amino acids)
Source: RefSeq, a predicted model, not a curated record
AUGGAAGAGGAUAGUCGGGAAGAUGCAUCUGUGUCCAAUCCCAACGACAGCGGUUGGGCAGAGUCCGUAGAUCCAGCCUACAACCGCGUCGUCUACUACGCGAGCCUGCGCGGGGCUCUGCCGCAGCCGGCACCGAAGAGAGCGAGAUCAUCCUCGGCAGAAGAAGAAGACGGCAGAGCGGCCAGAGGGGCUGGUCGCGGCAGAGGAGGAGAAGCAGCGAGGAGGCCACCGCCACCCAAUUUCUUCUUUGCCGCGCGAAUCGACGAUGAGGAUGUCGUGGACAACGCGAAGACGCUGCAGCAGCACCUCAUGGACGAAGAGGCCCGGCUGUGGCCCACGACCUACGCCACCACCAAUCCCAGCACUCAAUCGAACGAUGGUGCGCAGAAAGAUGAAGAUCAGGACCGAGUAGCCACAAGCACCACUGCCAGCAGUGGUGCCGGAGACAAUAGCAAGAGGGGGCUGGGGCGCUACAUGAUCGACGUGCGCAACAAGCUGCACGUCACCCUGUUCGUGGUGUGCGCCCCCACGCCCGACCUCGUCGCACGCACCCAGGCUCUCUGCACCGCGUGGGCUGCCGACCUUCGUUCCCGCCCUGCGGCCGACAUCUCCUCUUUUGAGAUGAAGGUGGAGAGUGUUCGUUGCUUCAACAAAGGCCGAGGACAGUUUGUGCUGUGGGCCGGCAUCCAGGACCCUGCCCCACUCGAACGGCUUGCUCGCGAUUUGCACAGCUGGUUUGUGCAGCACGAGCCGUCCCUGCUUCAGUCGAUCAAGUGGACGCCCUUCACACCGCACGCCACCCUCCUCAAGGUGCGCAGCUUCGGCCGGGGCCAAGGAGGCAGCGGCGGCCACGGCAGCUCACCGGGAGCCCGCGUCCUCCGCAUCCUACGCCCGCCGCAGCCCGUCGUCGAGCCGACUACGACACCGCAGCAGCGCCCAGAGCAGGAGCAAGACUGUGUCGAAGGCGAAGUCAUCAUCUACCAGGGAAGGCCACACCAAGACAACGACAGCAGCGCGAGCAACGACAGCAACGACAACAAUGCGAGCAAGGCGAACGCAAGCGGCGGCGAAAGGGCGAACAGAGGAAGAGGCAGGGGGAGAGGCGGAUGGCAGGGUGGCGCAGGGAGGGGAGGCGGAGGUCGGAAGAGGAGUGACCACGAGGUGCUGGACGAGGGACGCCGCUUCGGUCGCCAGGUGGUGGAGAGCAUCGAGCUGCUGGCCAUGCAGGGCUGCGAGGCCGUCGACGAGCGCGGCCGAGGCGGCUAUCCCGUGUACGGGCGUAUCUUUCUCAACUCCUCCCGAAGCGAAUACCUGGAUCGAGCGUGGGCGCCCCCGCAGCUGCGGGCAGCGAGAGGCGAAGAGGUGGUCGUCGCUGACGAGGAGGAGAAGGAAGAAGAGCCGGCCGUGUAG